AUGAAUGAAAAAAUAUCAGUUUCAGUAACUCUUUUAGGGUUAGCAUCUCUAUUAAAAAGUGGACACUCUGUUUAUUUACAUUUAAAUAGAUUCAAGUUAGAAAAUGAAAAUAUGGAAAACUUUACUAUUCCUUACACGUUAGUUGUUCAAAUUAUUUUAUGUGCUCUAAUAACGAUGUAUGGAGGAAGUAAAUUAUUUCUAAAAUUUCAAGAUAUUAAAAAUGAUUCAUCACAAAAUUUCAAUAAUUAUGACUGGGAUAAAAAUCAUACUAGAGAAAACUUCCGCUCAUGUUUUAAUAGAAAAUACUUCAUUAAAGAUUAUAUAAAAAAUAAUAUUAAUAAAACAAUUUAA
Messenger RNA from Plasmodium relictum, 351 nucleotides. Its product is annotated as membrane magnesium transporter, putative. NCBI's taxonomy places the organism in Eukaryota, Apicomplexa, Aconoidasida, Haemosporida, Plasmodiidae. The transcript is spliced from 4 exons. The coding region runs from base 1 to 351 and encodes 116 amino acids. The record is from RefSeq and is a predicted model, not a curated record.